GCCCGCCUGGCGCGGUGCGGCGCGGCACGGCGCGGCACGGCACGGCCGGCUGUGGAAGAUGGCCGAGUCGCCGGAGGAGGUGGCGGUGCUGGUACAGCGGGUGGUGAAAGACAUCCGCAACGCCUUCAAGCGGAACCCCGACAUGCCACAAUGAGGUCUCCCCUUUGUAAAGGAAAUGAAGACAGCAGGAAGCACAAACUUCAGGCUGUAAGGCAUCAUGUUGAAAACAUCAGAGCAUCAGUCUGGAAUGUCUAAUCUGGAAUGUCAUUAGAUGAAAUUGGAUUAAUACCCUGUCCUGAAGCAAGAUACAACCGGAGCCCAAUAGUCCUGGUGGAAAACAAACUUGGUGUGGAGAGCUGGUGUGUCAAGUUUCUUUUGCCAUACGUCCACAACAAGCUUUUGCUCUACAGGCAGAGAAAACAGUGGCUGAACAAAGAUGAGCUGAUAGAUACCACAUGUACGCUCCUGCUGCUGAAUCCAGACUUCACCACGGCUUGGAACGUGAGGAAAGAAUUAAUACUUUCUGGCACUUUAAGUCCACUUAAAGAUUUGCAUCUUGGAAAACUGGCGCUAACCAAGUUUCCAAAGAGUCCAGAAACAUGGAUUCAUAGACGAUGGGUGCUGCAGCAGCUAAUUCAGGAGAACUCCUUGCCUGUUCUUGUGAAUAAAGGAAACCUGGGAGCAGCACCUGUGGAGAGAAUUCACCGACUAGUGCAGGAGGAAAUGGACGUCUGCUCUGAAGCUGCUGGGAGAUACCCAAGCAACUACAAUGCCUGGUCCCAUCGCAUCUGGGUUUUACAGAAUGUGGGAAAGCUGACUAUCAAGAUUCUCCUUGAUGAACUUUCUUCCACUAAAUACUGGGUUUCCAUGCAUGUCUCAGACCACAGUGGAUUUCAUUAUCGCCAGUUCUUACUCAAGUCCUUGAUAGGCAGAACUGUGAAUGAUGAUAAUACACUGGUACAAAAUCAAAUGGGAAAUGAGCAAAAUUCUAGCCUUCAAACGGAGGAGGAAUGUGAAGGAGCAGAAGCUGUUUGUGUGGAGGAGCAGAGUGUGGAUAUCCCCCGCUAUUUAGAGGAGGAGUUGGAUUUCUGCACUGAUCUGAUCGACACUUACCCAGGGCAUGAAACCUUGUGGUGUCAUAGGAGGCGUGUGUUUUACCUUCAGCACCAUUUAAUCAACAAACUUCCUCUUCUGAGUGUGGUGGUCUCAUCUGUGGACAGCAGUGAUGAAACUUUGCAUAAUUCACACCCCAAUCCUGCGACAAGCCACAUGGCACAAGCUAUGGAUGUUGAUGGUUUGAAUGAAUCCAGCAGCAAACAAGGUUAUACUCAAGAAACAAAACGCCUGAAGCGUGCUCCAAUGCAGGACUCUCUUGGCCCUGAAGUGGAAUACAGGUUUAUAGAAAAAGUUUUAUCAACUUGCAGAGACGUGGACCAAGCCAGGUUUGCUACUGCUUACAGGAAAUGGUUAGUUACUUUUUUAGGUCAGUGAAGGAAGAAUUUAAAGCCUUGAGAGUUUUUUUAGUGCAAUAUUCUUUUUUUCAGACACAAGUGCAUGUCUUGGUUGCAAGUGUUAGCUAACUAUGUGUUUCUCACUCUUUUACUGGUCAGUCCUAAAACUUAACAGUACGAGUCUGUCACUUUAUUUAUUAAACUGGCAUAUAUUUUGUUAAGCAAAUGCCAUUUGUUAUUCUUUCAUCUUUUUAAGAAGUCACUGGUUUUCUACCUAUGCCAGCUUUCUGCCAUGCCGUUGUCUUAAUUUUUAACUUCUGCAUUAAGGUGGACUCUGAAUGGUGUGGUUUUUAAGAAAAAGAGGUGGGGGGGCAAAGUUGUCUGCUUUUGAAACAGUGUCUGGAAAAAGAAUAAGAGAAUCUGUCAGUGCCCGCUUAGCCUGGUUCCAGGUAGUUCCUGUUUACUGUACUAGAUCUUGCUCAUAUCUUAAUGGAUCCAGACUGUAUUCAGUGACUACUAUUACUGUUGUAUUAGCUACCUUUGGUAGAACACCAGGCUGCAGAGUUUCUUCCUUAAAGAACUAAGAGCCCUGGAGUCAUGCCUUUUAUUAUUGUGACUAGGUUUUUUUUUUCCUUAUUAGUUGUUAAGUGAGUUUGAUAAGAAAGUCUGAAGCUGAAAUUCUGAAAAGGAGUUGCAGGAAAAUGAAGUAUUUUCUGACACAAACACAGUUAGAGCUAUAUUUGGGAAUAUUUUUCAUAGAGCAGACUUCCUUAACUUCUUAAUUUGUAUUUAUUUAUUUAUUUUACCUCAACAAUUCAGAAUUAAUGACACUUGAUACACUUUUCUGAAUGUAUUAUGUACACUACAGAAUCUCAGCCUGCUGUGUCACACAUUGAUAACGUAUGCUUAACCAAGACUGUACAAACCCAGUAGAUGGUGAGUGAAAAAAUAAUUCUGCUGACUGGUUGUUGAGACUACACAGUUCAAAAAAGGACAGCAGGACAGGACUAUCUCUUUGCUUUUGUUCUUCUGCAGGGCUUCUGUGACUCCUUUCUUCAUUGCACUUCUCCAACCAUAGGACCUCUCUUUAUGUAACUAUAAAAUUUAAGGGGAUUUAAUACACAUUUCUAUUCCAGUGAAAUUAAACGUGAAUGGUUUGUUUUGUCAUUUCCUUAGGAGUUGUCUUUAUAAGGGACUUCUGGGAGGAAAUGUUGUACAACUGUAGAGGUUUGUACAAUGGCAGCAUUACCUCUGUUCCAAACAGAGAAUAUUAACUAAGGGGAUGAGAUUUUCAAGCUAGAAUCUUCGCCAAAAUUGCUACUUAUUUUUCCUGCCCAAAGUGCCUCCUUACCAUGAUCAGUUUGAAGCUGCUGUUACUGUUGGGCAGAGAGAAAGAACAAGAAAGUGGAAUUAAAAGACACGUAGCCUGCUCAAAAACUUACCACUUGAAAAGAAGAAAAGCACUUGAGACGUGGAAUUCCAACAGUGCUAAAUAAUUUGGUGGAUAAAGAUUACUUUAAAUAAAUAUAUGCUCUUGUGUUUAUAAUACCUAGAUAAGACUGAUUUGGGCUGAAGAAUCUUCCCGGCAAAGUUUUGUCUUCAUGAGCAACUACACUUGCCCCUGUAGCUAGGUAUAUAUUAUAUGGCUUCUUGGGUUGCAUUAUGGUUGCUGGUUUUGAUUGCAGAAGAAUGUAAUUGAUGUGUGAAACAAGUGUGGGAAUGGCUUAAGAGGAUUAUUAUGCCAUAAGGUGUUUUCUAUGUGAUCACUGAAAAAUGGGUAGAUUCAGGUGCAAACUGGAGUCUAAACUGAAGAACUUAACUGGAGCAAAAAUUUACACCCAUCCCAGUGGGCACAGUGUGUUUUGUGCAUUAAAGGUUUGUUAAGGCAUGUGCAGUAACCUCAGUCAGCUUGAUUACAGACACCCCAUUAAUGACUAGUAUGAAAUUGGAACGUGUGACAUCAGGUGACAGUCUAUGAAGGGCCAUGUUCAUGAUCUUCCAGUAGUUAGAGAGUAACUUAAUUGUGUUUUCUUUGUUUACCUUUGCAAAAAUUACCUCUUGGUAAGAAUAAUAGAAGCAGGCAGCAGAAGACUAGGAUAUGGGAGCAGGAUGUGAAAUAUUUCUUGAGCUGUGGAAGAAAUGCUUUCUUCCUGCACUGGACUAAUAGCUAUUUUUAAAGGAGCUUGCAAGAUUUAUGCUAGAAUACAACUUAAAAUCCACUAUAUAGUUCUUUCAGACUGUAAUCUGGAGGCUUCAUUGGCUUUCUUAAAGCUACGUCAUGGAAAUACUGUCCUAUUGAAUUUGACUAUCUUUCUGACAUGAGCACUUAAGAUCAAACAGGUGCCCUCAAAUGCAUGUGUGCAGUUGCUAUUUUUGUCAGCAGCAGCAAGGUUUGGUCCUGUAUAAACAAAGUUGCAUUGUGCAUUCAUACUUACAUGUUCUGAGAAUGAUGAUUAUCGAUGUUGCUAAUAUUUUUAUUACUUGCGUAAAAAACCAUCGGUGGCUGUAGUAUGAGUCCAGAGUUAGAAAACCUAUACCUGAUGGAAAUACUCCCAACUUUUUUAAUUGAGUGAAUUGCUGCUUUUAGAGGUGUUUUCAGACCUGACUUUCCUGAACAAAGAACUAAACAAUAAAAAUGAAUUUAAUUGAAACAAGCCAUAUUUUCCAUUUUGAAGGACAUGCAAACAAUAAGCUGACAAAAAAGGCUUUAUUUUUCAUUCUAAUUGUAAGUUAUAUUGAAGAAGAAAAUGGAUAACUAAAUUAGAUCAUGCUGACAGUGUCCUGAAGCCUCUUACAUGAGAUGACUGAAAAGAUACUUUCAGCAAAUUGUAUUAAACUCAGAACAUGAUAUUCUAAAACUGUGAUCUUUGGAACAUACUGAUUCAGUAUUAGUUCAGAGUCUGUCUUGGACAUGACUUAAAAAAAAGAAGAGUGGUUCAGGACAUUGGUGGUUAACAUAUAUAGAUGUUGCUGGGUACAGGUUAAGCAAAGUGUUUAAUUCACUUUGUGUUUUAGAGGCUAGGGUAUUUUCAUGGAGUCAAUGAACAUUCUCAUGAAGAAAAUGUCCAACAGAAGCUGCAGAAUAUAAGGCAUUAACUCUCUGUAGGUUCCUUCAGUUAGAAAAUCAAUUCUGUACAGUCUUUAAUCAUCUUCUUACAAAGUUCAGCAUCUUUACUGAUUUUUUUUUUCUGCUGUGAUACAUGCUUUAUAUUGAUGCAAAUUCUUUUUGUUCACUGGAUUAACUCUUGUAGAAAUUUUUUUUCUGCUAGAAAUAAGGUUUUGAGGAACAAAUGCAAUUUGAAACUACAGAAAUUAGAAUGGAUGUAAUAAUGGGAUGAAUUCUCUGCUGCUGCUACAUUAGCUAUUAUUUCACUGGCAUUUGUUAUUUUGUGUGUUACAGUCACUGGAACAACAGCAGCAUUAGAUAGAACUUCAGUAAAGUUAUAUAAAGUUAAUGUUAGAACACAUCACUGUAGCUGCUCAGAUUAGUAUUUGUUAAUCUCCUCCUACCUGAUUAUUAGUGUUUUGUUGACUUAUUACACAUUCUUUAUACAAUCAAAUUCUUGUGACGUUUAAAUGUGGAGAAAAGUAAAUUGUUAAUUUAUGCUGUUUAAUUAACUUGUUUUAAGACAAAUAAGCAAAGUGCUAACAUAGUAAAGAAGCUCAGAAUAUGUUUUACAAUCAGAAUUUCAGCAUUUCCAGUUUGUGCUAGUCCUACUUUAUUAGAAUAUGUAGCUAGAAUCUGUGGGCAGGAGUGAAGUUUUUACUAAAUAAGUAGAUAAUUAAUUUUUAAACAGUAUUGUGUAAUACAGAUGAGCAGAAACGAAGGGUAUUGUCUGUCUAGGCAGACUCAGCAAGCAUACUUCUUCAGAAUGACAAAUCCUACAAUGCAUAAAAUGUGGCGACUACAGAAUAAUUUAAGCAGUGAGUCUUCAGAGACAUGAUGAUUGAGUUUUUGUACAAGAUUCUGUGGGGUUUUUUUGUUCUGUCUUGCCUUCUGUGAGAUAAUAAUGUUCUUUAGGGGUUUUUUUUUUGUAUCUAGUGGGAAGCAAGUCUUUGCACUGUAGUGUGGGGAUGGAAAAAAAUAAAACAACUGUUGGGCAGUUUUGGAAAACAAGCAGUGAAGUGGAAUGUAGAUAUGAUUUUUUUACGUUUGUCCUGUUCAUCUGGGGAUAAGAGUUCUUCACUGUUAGAACUUCUUUUUUUUUUGAUGUUGUAUAAAGGAAAGAGGGUAAAUCAUCUAUUCUUAAAUGCACUUAACAUUCAGGUUAGCUUCAAAGGAAGGUCAGUGUCCCUGGCUAAGAUUAUUUUUCUUCUUUUUUCCCAUGUGUCCAGAGUGUGUUUCCUUCCAAACUUACUGUCUGUUCUUCCAACCAGCAAAAGAAGAAUGUAGCAAAGGAGUAGUGAGGUGGCCUCAUUUCAUGUUUAGAUAACUCUGACUACCUCCCGAAAAGUUCUCCUGUUAUUGUCCAUAUGGGGAGUUCGUCGCGCUCAGCUUUUUUUGAAGCCUCAUGCUAGGCCUAGAUCCUCUUUCAGAGGUGGAAAGCAAGAGCUUUACCUACAAAGCCAUCUAGUUUCCUAGAAGAGUUUAAAACAGGACAGAGAGUUGUUGAAAGAAAAAUUUUUAAAGGCAAAAAAGAAAAAAGAAAAAAAAAAGGCAAAAAAAGGCUUCAGGCUGUCGUUAAAGUUGGGAAAACUACCAUAAACUUUUGUUAAUCUUUUCCUCUGAAAAAGCAAUGUAUUUCUACAAAAUGGGGGAAAUGUGUGCUUCCAAGAAAUCGCCUGUAGGCAGUUUAUGUUUUUGAAGUAUAAACCUAACCCCUUCUGUGGCUUAUAUUUAGUGUGCAACGUUAAUUCUCAGGGCAUAGUCAAUCACAGUGAAUUAGGGUACAAUUUUACAGUUUAUAAUUAUUGAUUUAAAAAUAAAACAUAAUUGCUAAACAUGUAAUAGCUGACUUUUAACGUUUUUGUCUGGCAUAGUGUUUUACGUCUACCCACACACUAAUACUGUACCUUAGCAUCUCAUCUGCAUUAUAUUUUCAUUCUGUGUCUUAAAUUACUGUUGCAGUCUUGCAGGCAGCUCCUGGCAGCUGCUGGGUUUUGUCUCUAUGCCUCCCAGUACAAGUCAGUAAGCUACUCAGUAUCUCACAAGGACAUAGUUGAAAUUACAUGGGUGCUUUUUACUCCUAUCUGUGCUGGCACACGACGUGGCUCUGAUUUUUUAUUUAUUUAUUUAUUAACUUUUGUUAGGAGUCCAUACUAGAAUUAACAAAGCUUUUAGUUACUGACAGCAUAUGCUUUUGCAUGAUGUAACUGUUCUGAAGAGCGUAACUCCUACCUGAAGUUUAUUAAGCAUCUGUAUCUGCACCAUCUCAAACCUGCUGCUAAUCCUACAGUAGGUGGAGGUGAGAGUGAGCCAGCAGCAAACAGGAGGGUGCCUAUAUCUGUUCACAGGGCAUUUUCUGAUUAGAACAUAAUGACGGUGAAACAAAGAGAUUUUCUACAUGUUGCUUUUGAAAUGGGUACAUCACUAAUUCAGUAAGAUUCCCUAAAUGGCUGUGUAGAAUGAAUAUAUUUUUCAAUUAAAAGCAAAAAACAAGGUAUUGGUUUUGCUAUUAGAUACAAAAGAGUCACAUAAAUUAAACAAAGUACCAAAACUUGCUUUCAUGGGACAAAAUAUGUUUAUAUCUAACAUGCUCAUUUCCUGUCGUUCUAGUUUUUCUUUUUUGAAAUGUCUGUGUUUAAAACUGGGUAGUCAUCUUGUACAACGUGAUUGGGAAUGUCUUGUUAGCUUCAUGUAACAAAAAAUAAUGGGUGUCUUAAAUGGUUUUAAGUAGCAUUAAGAUUAAUGACAGUGAUAGCACUAUAGUAUUUAAGUAUGCUAUUAAACACUAAUUUUGUAGCACUCUUAUGUACAUCAAAAUACUAUUCUAUGUAGAGCAAAAAUGUUUAUUUUAUCAAGAUAUGUGAAAAAAAUAUUUAAUUCUCGUAGCUUUCAUAUUAGGGAAAAAAAAAACAGUUUUUAAACAAUAUUUUGCAAUUUUUUUUUUCUAUGAAAUAUUCUCAGAUACACAGCUGUGACCACUGUAAAAUUUAUGGAGAUCUCAAUUGUUGGCAAAUUAGAUAAAUGCUAAGUUUUGUAGCAGAAAGGGUAAGAGAACAGUGAAACACUGGAAAGUAAUGUGAUAAAUGACCAGUGUUCUACAGGGUAGUGACUUUAAAGCAUUAAGUUCAUCUUUCACUGGUCCUAUUUUGUCAUAGUUCUUUUUUUUUUUUUUUUUUUUUUUUUUUGUCAUCAGUAAGGAUGAAUUAUCUAUAUUUAUUUUCCCACAGUGAGCAUGUGUAUGUACAGGUGGGUAAGUGGAGGAACGGUGUUCAUGUUACGUCUGGGCGGGAAUGAAAAACGUCCCACAUACAGCUAUUGUUAUGUAACACUGGUGAUCUGUGAACAUCUCUCUUCUGUGGAGUAUCUGUCUUAAGUCUCUGAAUCCAGAAAGAUCAUUGCUGAUGUCAGAAUUUACUGAAAGGAGCUUCCCUUCUGUGGCACUUUGCCUUCCUUUCACAAUUGCUGGGCAAACGUGUGCUUAUACGGACCAAAUGAUUCGUGGUGGUGUUUCUUCCAACUGCUUGUAGGUAAUUUUUGAGACAGUGAAAGAGCUGGUCACGUCCCGCAAGCUGGGAGGACUGGGGAGUGUUCAAUUGGUGUCCUGCUUGCCAGAUAACUUUUGUGAGUCUCCCAGGAAGGAAUAGAGGUGGGCUCAAUUUUGAUGAAGUACUUCAGCCUUAGAGAAGACUAGGAAGACAUGUAGGACACAGGCCAGCAAUCAAUAUUUGAAUCUAAACAUCACGUUGUUAUUUUGGUAUGCUAUUUUUAGUAUUUUCUCGUUAUUCUUUUCACUUAAAUAAAUUAUUUUUGUUGUUGUUGAAGACAUUCAUCAUUUUGAAUGCUUUUGGGUUUUAAUUUACCUAACUUGGGGGGUUAAUUAGAUAGGCUUAGUAUGAGCAAGUAAUAAACUUCAGACUCCUUUUGCAGAAACAGUUUGCAGGAUCUGGAUUUUAGUUUGUUACUGGUUUGAGCACUUGAUUUUAGAAGAAAUUUAAAUAGUUCAAAGGAUCUUCAGAGAUCAUGUAGUCCAACUGCCUGACCACAUUAGGAGUAACCAGAAGUUAGAGCAUGUGGUUGAGGGCACUGUCCAAAUGUCUCUUGAACGCUAGGAAGCCUGUUCCAGUGUUUGACCACGCUCACAGGAAAGAAAUAUUUCCUAAAGUCCAGUUUGAACGAUCCCUGGCACAGCUCUGUGCUGUUCCCAUGCAUCCCUGUCAUUGCUUACCAGAGAGAAGUGAUUGAUUUAAGUUCUGUUGAAAUGAGUGAUAAAAUUCCUACUGACUUUCCUGACAAAAGAUAAAGCCUUACUGAAGGAAGGAUAUCAGUAACUCUGUGGUAGCUCUGAAGUAUUUACUGUGAUGGAUUGUAAGUGACUUCUGUGUCUCAGGCAUAUGGUCAUAUUUACAACUUCAUGACAAAACAAAAAAAAUCUGAUAGAGUAAUGUAUAUUCAUUAGCACUGUGGUUGAAGAGAAACUGUUAAGGUUCUGAAGUACUACAGGUUUAAAAGAGCAGCUGGAGACGAACAUGGGUACUAUGCAGGUAUCAAGAGCUAAGAAAGCUUUUUGGUUUUUUGUUUUGUUUGGAAAAACAAAGAGUUUGGGAGAUAUUACAUAUGAAGACGUGUGUAGGUCAGUGGCUGAGUUUCACGCAAGAUACUUAGGGAGGAAUGGUAAGAUUUAAGGUGCUGUGUGAUAACUGGUGUAACACCGAAGGAAGAAAGUCUUAAAUAUCGAAUGGCUUAAGUUCUACUGUUUUCAAAGUGUGCUGUACACAUUUAUGGUGCAACAAUAAACUGCACGUUUGUCACUCUGUCAUCUCACAAAUAUUCAUAACUAGGUAACACCUAAUCUACUUUUUAAAAUGCAUCUACUUAGUUGAUUUGAGAUGUUCUAGAAUUCUUUGUCGUUACUGUCUCCUCCACUCUUUAAUCCUUCUGUAGUGGAACCUAGCCAGAUAAUGAUUUUCACAGUUGUAAACUUAGCUUGGCAGUAAAGGGAAGUUCAAACUUUACCAUAUGAAAUGUUCGGUUCUCUCAUGUCUAGUUAAAAACAUAGGAGGGCAUCCUAACAGUGCUUUCCGUUUGUGCACACUGAAUUUUACCUUGUUUAUCUCAAAUAUUUUGUAUUGCAUGUCGAUUAUAUUUUUACAUAUUCUAGUAGUAGAAAAUAUAUUUUAAAAAAGAAAUAAGAAUACCCCUAGCAUCCUAACCAUUCUAUGCAGAUGUCUUCCAAAAUUUACAGGUACAAUUUUAGUGGUGGUGGUUGGUAAUUUUUUUUCCCAACUUAUUUAUCAGCAGACUUGUUUUUAUAUGUAUUAGUAAUAAGUAUACUAAGCACAGCUGUAAGUUAUUGUAUUUCUGUAGAAAAUGGAAAAUAGUGUAAAAUUGUUUUUGUUAAAUGUUGGCAGUUUUUAAAUAAACUUUUCAUCUCCUAAAAA
Gallus gallus (chicken) is the source of this 9995-nucleotide messenger RNA. It is a transcript of the gene PTAR1, whose product is annotated as protein prenyltransferase alpha subunit repeat containing 1. The transcript has 8 exons. Bases 262 to 1491 code for a protein of 409 amino acids. NCBI's taxonomy places the organism in Eukaryota, Metazoa, Chordata, Aves, Galliformes, Phasianidae. The record is from RefSeq and is a predicted model, not a curated record. Gene Ontology annotation, biological process: protein prenylation. Gene Ontology annotation, cellular component: cytoplasm. Gene Ontology annotation, molecular function: protein prenyltransferase activity.